UGCGUUUAUUUUGGCUGCGCUUUUCAUUUGUCUGACUGUCGCCGCCAUUAAACUUGACGGUAGCGGUUGUGGACCAUGGAGAGCUGCGAAUUUAUACCGUAAAGUCGUCGGAGGGCUCGGCUUUGUUCGGCGACUCGCCGCUUUGUUCUCAAAGGUGAACAUGAGAGAGACAACAGGGGUCGACAUAUUUGGUACAGAGGAAAGGUUUGAUUGAGCUGGAUGAGGAGGAGGAGGAGGAGGGCACAGCCGGACGGGAAGGAUUUGUUGUGGUUUCCACCAGCUUUCAGGAGGCCAACACCGUCACUAAACGCUGGAGUUUAAAAACCAGGAAAAAAUAAAUCCACAAUGACGGAACAAAAGGUGAAGUGGGCCUGUGACUACUGCACCUAUGAGAACUGGCCCUCUGCAGUCAAGUGUACAAUGUGCCGUGCACCGAGAUUAACGGGUCCCAUUAUCACAGAGGAGCCUUACAGAAACGCCCCGGAACCCGAUCCUGGUCCAGAAUGGGAUCCUGCUAGAACUGAGAGUGGAAGCGGUCUCCUCAUCUGCCCGGACUCCAGCGCCAGACCCAGAAUCAGGACGACCGGCGUGGCUGAGCUCGCCAAUAAGUGGUCCUGUCAGGUGUGUACGUAUCUGAACUGGCCGCGCGCCAUUCGCUGCACACAAUGCCUGUGGCAGCGCCCCAGAACCAGCAGCCCGACAGAGUCCCCGCAGACAUCUGGCACCAACGCAGACUGCCGCCCCACUCUCCACUCUCCUGUGGGUACGUGCGAGGAGUACAACGAUAGAAACAGACUUAACACCCAUCAGCAGCAGUGGACGUGUACAACAUGCACUUACCAGAACUUACCCAGAAGUACAAAGUGUGUGAUGUGUGACUUACCGAAACCUAACAACCAGGAAGCGUUAGGGCUCCCAGAGCCCGCAGGGUCCUCUCCCUUGAUCAUCGAGCAGGACAUGGCGAGGUGGAGGGGCAGCUGCAGUGGCAGCCAGGUCCAAAGGAGAUCCCCUCCUGUGGCUAAGAGGGAGGACUUCCAGAGGAUAGAGCUGGCAGCUGGAGCCAUGAGCACAGAGGAGCAUGAGGUCAACUUCAAGAAGCUGAAGCAGAUUAGAAACCGCAUGAGGAAAACUGACUGGCUCUUUCUGAGUGCAUGUGCUGGUGUGGUAGAAGGAGACCUGGCUGCCGUGGAGGCCUACAAGUCAUCAAGCGGCGAUAUUGCUCGGCAGCUCACCGCUGACGAGGUGCAGCUCCUUAACAGGUCUUCAGCAUUCGAUGUGGGCUUCACCCUGGUCCACUUGGCCAUUCGCUUCCAGAGGCAGGACAUGCUGGCUAUCUUAUUGACAGAGGUGAAUCAGCAGGCAGCGAAGUGCAUUCCCUCCAUGGUGUGCCCCGAGCUGACUGAGCAGAUCAGGAGGGAGAUUGCAGCAUCCCUUCACCAACGCAAAGGGGACUUUGCCUGUUACUUCCUCACCGACUUGGUCACCUUCACUCUUCCUGCAGAUAUUGAGGACCUGCCCCCUGCUGUUCAGGAGAAGCUGUUUGACGACAUGCUAGACCGAGAUGUGCAAAAAGAGUUGGAAGAAGAGUCUCCAGUUAUUAACUGGUCCCUGGAGCUGGGGACACGCCUGGACAGCCGUCUCUACGCCUUGUGGAACCGCACAGCUGGAGACUGUCUGCUGGACUCGGUUCUGCAGGCUACCUGGGGGAUCUAUGACAAGGACUCUGUCCUUCGUAAAACCCUCCAUGAUAGCUUGCACGACUGCUCCCACUGGUUUUACAGUCGUUGGAAGGAGUGGGAGUCCUGGUACUCGCAGAGCUUUGGUUUACAUUUCUCUCUUAGAGAAGAGCAGUGGCAAGAGGACUGGGCUUUCAUCCUGUCUUUGGCCAGCCAGCCUGGGGCCAGCUUGGAGCAGACCCAUAUUUUUGUUCUCGCACACAUUCUUCGAAGACCCAUCAUAGUCUACGGAGUGAAAUACUACAAAAGUUUCCGCGGGGAAACGUUGGGAUACACUCGUUUUCAAGGUGUGUACCUUCCUCUGUUAUGGGAGCAGAGCUUCUGCUGGAAGAGCCCCAUCGCCCUAGGCUACACGCGGGGACACUUCUCCGCCCUGGUGGCCAUGGAGAAUGACGGAUACGACAAUCGCGGUGCAGGCGCUAACCUCAAUACAGAUGAUGAUGUCACGGUCACCUUUUUGCCGUUAGUGGACAGCGAACGGAAGCUACUGCACAUCCACUUCCUGUCUGCUCAGGAGAUGGGAAACGACGAGCAGCAGGAGAAGCUCCUGAGGGAGUGGCUGGACUGCUGCGUGACAGACGGAGGCCUCUUGGUCGCCAUGCAGAAGAGCUCCCGCCGCCGUAACCACCCCUUGGUCACCCAGAUGGUGGAGAAAUGGCUGGACAGAUACCGCCAGAUCCGCCCCUGCGCCUCUCUUUCUGACGGCGAGGAGGAGGACGAUGAAGAUGAGUGAGACGGCCAGAAGUUGUGCUUCUUUGAAAUGGACAUUGUAGGAAAUGAACAUUUAUUUAUUUCAAUCACCCUGCUUCUAGUGCUGCUCUCUCUGUUCCCAACCGUUUUCUUUUUCUAAUUUAGUUUGAUUCAUUGUUUCAUUACGUAUUUUAUUUUGCACAUAUAAAACCUACGUUUUGUCAAGGGAAGAGGGGGUUACAUUCGUUUGUUUUCAUUUCUAUGUGCGAAUCGUAGCCCAAGUUUGUGUUUUGAAGAGUGAGUGGUGCCGCCAGCGGGGAAAAGAGAUUACAAACACUCUGCCUCUUCUAUGGAGAGCAUUAGUAUUAAUUUUCACUCAUUUGCAUCCAUCUAAUUUCUUGGAUAUUCUUUUAUUUCUACCUGUUUGAUUUGAGAAUUUAACUGGUUGCCAGUCUUAAUACAUGUUAAGUUGGAUAUCAUGUUGUCUUUGAAGAUUUAAAUUAUUUGAAAACCAAGAAAGGUAUGUAAUAAUUUUGCAAGUCACAGAAGAACCGAUUUUCCUCUGGUCUGUUGUGGAGUUGGUUAUCUCUUCUCUUCUGCCAUUGUGGCAAAUUACUUAAAGAAGCUUAAUAAGCCAAUGAAAAAGACCAGCUCUGUUCUGGGAAGAGAUGAUUUUACAAAGAGGAAAUGUUCAUGAAAUGAAGAACAUUAUGGACAAACUUUAGGAUCUUCUCCAGAAGACUGUUGAAGAAAGAUGCUUGUCAGAACUGCUGCAAGAUGGACAGCUUGGGGAGAUCCUUCCUGCCUGCAGCAACUCAUUGGAGGAAAAAAAGAAACCAAAAACCUAUGAGUUAUGACAUCUGAUUUCCCUUUGGGAUCAAUAAAAUAUUGAACUGCAUCUCCAGAACCUUUUA
Molecule: messenger RNA, 3340 nt
Organism: Cyprinodon variegatus (sheepshead minnow)
Lineage: Eukaryota; Metazoa; Chordata; Actinopteri; Cyprinodontiformes; Cyprinodontidae
Gene: zranb1a
Product: zinc finger, RAN-binding domain containing 1
Exons: 10
Coding region: 346-2469 (707 amino acids)
Biological process (GO): protein deubiquitination involved in ubiquitin-dependent protein catabolic process; protein K33-linked deubiquitination; cytoskeleton organization
Cellular component (GO): cytoplasm; nucleus
Molecular function (GO): K63-linked polyubiquitin modification-dependent protein binding; cysteine-type deubiquitinase activity
Source: RefSeq, a predicted model, not a curated record